Molecule: messenger RNA, 445 nt
Organism: Sphaeroforma arctica JP610
Lineage: Eukaryota; Ichthyosporea; Ichthyophonida
Exons: 1
Source: RefSeq, a predicted model, not a curated record
ACUGCGCGAGGAGAUGAUGUACUCCGAAGACACGCACAACGAGGACGAGAGCGACACACCCACACUCGCACCUGCACCUGUACCUGAGAGUGAUGGUCAAAGUGCAUCUGUAUCUGUCACAAACGGUGCAGACGGUGCCAUGGCCCAGCCUCCUCUCAACGGAUCCGGCCCUUCGGAGGACAACAAGUCCGUUACCCUCGCGGCGCAAAAAAGGACAGAAUCGGCCCUAAACGACGAGAAUGGGUGGGGCGCGGGCGAGGCCGAGGGGAUGCAGCUGGUGCAGCGGGUCAUGGUCACACCUCUGCGGACUGUGCCCAUCCCAGCCGAGCACGACGCCACCAACCGCAUCUUCAGAGCAUACAGCGCACACAGACACCGCUUCCUGCGCGUGUCGUUUGUGGACGAGUACUUUCACUCCAUCAUGGGCCAGGGGUGUCUCUUGUAG